CACUUACAAUCUGACAACCCUUGCAAUUCUCCUCAGAGCAACCCCCCUCUCCACAGAAGACCAGAGUAACCUCUUACAUUAGGAUCAUCAGGCUCUGAUAAACUGGAUUAUACCCAUCUUGCAGGAUCAGAUUGUAAGUCUCUUAUCAUUCUCCACCUUGCUGGGGGGAGGAGGAAGAAUCACACUCUUUCAUAAAUUGAAAGGCAAAAAUCAAAUUGAGAUCCAAGAAUUUAUUUGAAUUUUUUUCCAAAGGAACUGUGUUUGGACAUAACUACUGGAUAAGAAAAUAUCUGAGACAAGAGUGAGUAUGACCCAAAGAAAAAUGUGGCUGGAAUCUGGACACACCUUUGCAUCUUGAUCUUGUUGUUGAACUGUAGCAUAAAACACAUUAAAUCAGAUUUAGUGAUGGAGAGAAAUUGGAUCAUUCAGUCGCUGCUCCUCUUGUCAGUUACCAUGUUUUUUGCCAUUGCUAUACCAAAUGAGCAGAAUCAAAAUGUGACACAAGACUACACUCAUUUGAGUGUGACUAGGAAUAAAAUUAUGACAGCACAGUAUGAAUGCUAUCAGAAAAUUACACAAGAUCCUAUUCGUAGUAAAGAAGGUCCUUACUGUAACAGAACAUGGGAUGGUUGGUUGUGUUGGAAUGAUGCUGCAGCAGGAACCAUAUCAGUACAACGCUGUCCUGACUACUUUCAGGACUUUAACCCAUCAGAAAAAGUUACAAAGAUUUGUGACCAAGAUGGAAACUGGUUUAAACAUCCUGAAAGCAACAGAACAUGGACAAACUACACCCAGUGUAAUAUCCGUACACAUGAAAAAGUAAAGACAGCCCUGAAUUUGUAUUAUCUGGCCAUCAUCGGGCAUGGUCUUUCAAUUGCAUCACUUUUGAUUUCCCUUGGCAUAUUCUUUUAUUUUAAGAGCUUGAGUUGCCAAAGGAUCACCCUGCAUAAAAAUCUGUUUUUCUCUUUUAUUUGCAACUCCAUCGUUACAAUAAUUUGGCUGGCGGCAGUUGUCAACAACCAGCAGUUAGUUGCAACUAAUCCAGUUAGUUGCAAAGUAUAUCAGUUCAUUUACUUGUAUUUAAUUGGUUGCCAUUACUUCUGGAUGCUUUGUGAAGGCAUUUAUCUGCAUACUCUCAUUGUGGUGGCUGUCUUUGCAGAGAAACAACACUUGAUGUGGUAUUAUCUUCUCGGCUGGGGAUUCCCACUGAUCCCUGCCUGCAUACAUGCUGUAGCAAGAAUUAUGUAUUUCAAUGACAACUGCUGGAUCAGUUCUGAAACUCAUCUGCUGUACAUUAUCCAUGGGCCUAUUUGUGCUGCUUUAGUGGUGAAUCUUUUCUUCCUGUUGAAUAUUGUUCGAGUUCUGAUAACCAAGCUCAAAGUCACACACCAGGCAGAAUCCAACCUAUACAUGAAAGCUGUGAGAGCUACACUCAUUCUAGUGCCACUUCUUGGCAUUGAAUUUGUGCUGUUUCCAUGGCGACCAGAAGGCCGUAUUGCUGAAGAAGUAUAUGACUAUGUGAUGCAUAUCCUUACGCAUUAUCAAGGUCUGUUGGUGGCUACAAUUUUCUGCUUUUUUAAUGGAGAGGUCCAAGCUGUUUUGAGAAGGCACUGGAAUCAGUACAGAAUCCAAUUUGAGCACAGCUUCACUCACUCAGAUGCUAUGCGCACAGCUUCCUACACGGUAUCAUCCAUCAGUGAUGUUCAGGGCUACAGCUUCAAUCACGAUUUCACGAAUGAACAUUUAAAUGGGAAAAGCUACCAUGACAUGGAGAAUAUUGUUUUAAAAGCUGAAAAGCUGUAUGGUUGACUGCAGAAAUGCUGUAUUGCCCGCAUUCUAGUCCUAAUAGCUCAUGAACUUGACGUUUGAGUUAAUGACUUCGUGGCCAGAAGAUUUUUACCUCACUGGGGACAUGUUUUUCCUGAAUGAUGCUAAGUUAAGACAAUGCAUUUCUCAUGUGUAUAUACAUAUGCACAUAUAUGUUCAUACAUAGAUAUAAGUACAUAUAUAAAGAACCAGACUUUGCCUCUUCCGUUUCUACUGUGUAGACCAAGUUGGCAAUUAUUUUGUAUGCAGGGACUCAAUGAAGGAUUUCUUAUUUUCUUGAAAGUUUGUGUAAAGACUGCGUUGCAUUGAAAGCCAUUUCAUUUACCUGCAAGAACUCAUCUUGUAAAUACUGUCUUAAUCGUAAUAUAUUUGCUAAAUUCA
Molecule: messenger RNA, 2208 nt
Organism: Chelonoidis abingdonii (Abingdon island giant tortoise)
Lineage: Eukaryota; Metazoa; Chordata; Testudines; Testudinidae
Gene: CALCRL
Product: calcitonin receptor like receptor
Biological process (GO): cell surface receptor signaling pathway; angiogenesis; adenylate cyclase-activating G protein-coupled receptor signaling pathway
Cellular component (GO): plasma membrane
Molecular function (GO): adrenomedullin receptor activity; calcitonin gene-related peptide receptor activity; calcitonin receptor activity
Source: RefSeq, a predicted model, not a curated record